AAUGAUAUAGAAUAUCUUUUUAUCUGUUUUUUUCAAUAAAAGAUGAUAAAAGUAAAGUAGUCAUAUUUUGUACGCGGAGUAAUUCUAAUUAGCGAUUCGUAGUUUGUUUUGUUAGAGAAAGGAAGCGAAAGGGACGUGUGUUACGGGAAUAUAAAGAAUCGCGUUUGUUUUUUUCUGUUAAUUACAAUAUUAUUCACAUUAAUUAAGUUUCGGAAUAUAUGUAAAUAUGUUGAAAAUUGAUCAGAUACAGAACAUGCGUGUGUCAUGAUAAAAUAAGUGAAAAACGUUAAAUUUCUGUAUGUUGCACUGAUUUUCCAUUGUCUGGGGGUUGUCUCAAAGCACUUUGUGUUGUUUAGUUCAUGAUGAAAAAUCAGAAUAUGUACCAGGCAAACAUGGAUUACAACAAACAAGGAUUACCACCUGGCAUGACUAAACCACCCAUGUCCCCUGCAGGAAUUCAUUCACUGAAUCCAAUGCAAUUAUUUGACAGUAAUAUUCAACAGACAAUGGAACAGUUCAACAACAAUCGCCAAAUGUUACAAAACAAUAGUCGCCAAAUGUUACAAAAUCAACAAAGAGAAGUUGUGAUAGGAACUGUUAGACAUCCAGCCCCGAGAAUUCCUAGUCAUGGGGUUCAGGGAAACUACUAUAUUCCAGUGAUGAACGGAAAUGCGAAAGGUUCAGAAUACAGUCCAAGAUCUAGCAUAGGCACACCAGGUGAUUCACAGAACUCCAGUCCAAGUUCAAGCAUUAUAACAUCUCAGCCCCCACCACCUUAUGUUUAUCCAAGUAUGAAUCCUAACAGGAAUAGUAUUGCAAGUAACAUUUCCAGUGUAAGUUUGGACUCGAUGAGGGGUUCUUCAUCCCCGAGGUUUAUUAGUCCUCGGAACUCUUUAGUGAUGCAGGAAGCUCAAAUCAAAAGGUUUGUGAAUGAGCCAGCGCUUCCUGCAGCCUAUAACGAUCCUAGGUUGAGUGCGUUGAUUCAUUCUGGAUUGCAUUAUCAGCCUCAACAAAAUAUACCGAGUGUCAGUUUCCAAACUACAGUAGCCAACAAUGGUUUAGUGCACUUUGAAAAUGGUGGUAACAUUGCGAGAAACAUACAGGGCUCGCCACCACCAGCUAUUCCAAAAAGAGUUCCCAAAAACAUGAAUGCCAAAAGCCAGUCAGAAAAACAGGUUGACAUGUUAGCUGAGCAGUUGAAACAGAAUUUGAACAUGAACAUUAACAUGACGAGUGUUGUAGAGAAUGUGCUACCACCACCCCCUUACCAUGGGCCCCACAAAACAGAGCCAAUGCCCGGUUUGCCACCCCGCACUGUCCCACUGGGUAUCCCAAAUCAGGCGGGCUCGCCUCAAGUUAGGUUAAUGGGAACGGGGUCGCCGAUUGCCUCUGUAUCGAGCCCUGGGUCCUCGAAUCCACUGUUAAAAAAACAGUACAGGACUCCCCCAAAACCUUCUGGACCAACUAGUGCUGAAAAGAGAAUGGAAGAAAUGACGGAGAAGAUCGAAAAAGAGUUUGAAGCUGCCAAAAAAGGAACUGAGUACUUCGGUCAAUGUUCGAGCUGCAAGGAGAGCGUGUAUGGAUCUGGUGAUGCGUGUCAAGCCAUGGGAAACCUCUACCACACAAAAUGUUUCACAUGCACCUCUUGUGGUCGAACGUUACGGGGGAAGGCGUUUUACAAUGUACACGGGAAGGUCUACUGUGAAGAAGACUAUUUGUAUUCCGGUUUUCAACAGACAGCGGAGAAGUGCAUCGUAUGUGGGCAUCUUAUCAUGGAUAUGAUCCUCCAAGCGAUGGGCAAGUCCUACCAUCCGGGAUGUUUCCGAUGUUGUAUGUGUAACGAGUGCCUGGAUGGGGUUCCCUUUACGGUUGACCAUGAAAACCAAGUUUUCUGCGUACAAGACUUUCACAGAGCAUAUGCCCCAAAGUGCGCAGCCUGUGGCCAGGCCAUCACACCAGUCGAGGGUACUGAGGAGACGGUUCGGGUUGUUUCCAUGGAGAAAAACUUUCAUGUUGACUGUUACCAUUGCGAGGAAUGUGGAAUGCAGUUAACAGAUGAAGCGGACAAGCGAUGUUAUCCGCUAGAUGACCACUUGUACUGUCAGAUAUGCCACAUGAAGCGACUGACGCUCGAAUAUCCGAACGAGAAAUUUUACAUCGAUCCCUACACAUACAACAUCCUAAACAAGCCAGGAAACCAGCGUGAUUCGAUCUCCAUUACGCCAGCGUCGAUGUCGGCAUUCCCACAGCAAAUGGGUGGAAUUAUGGGAGGGUCAAUAAGACCGUCAGGCAGUGGGGGGAGUGGGGUAUCAUCUUUAGACAGUUGUUACAGCGCGAAUAAUUCUUCUCUCCCCCCUCCGCCGCCUAUACCAUCAUCAAGUGGUUCUGAGGCUCCGCCCCCUUUACCGCCACAUAGGAAGACAAAUAAUGUACAUGUUAAUGGGGUAAAUGGAUUUGACUCCGCUAGUCUAUAUUCCAAGGUCAUGCCCCAGGGGCCUCCAAAUGGGAUGAAAUACACCAUAACUGACCUGUGAUUUUGAAUUUUUUCAGUAAAACCAUUUCAUUUUUGUACAUAUAGUUAACAUCUUAAGUUAUUGAUUUUUUAGUUAAAUAUUUACUUUGCUGAUAAGCACUGCCUGUUUUUACUUGAGUUGAUGCUGUAUCAGUGUUUUCUUGUAUUAUUUUGUUAGUGCUUUUUUGUACGAAUAAGGAAUUCGCUGUCUCGUUUUUAUGCUAUUCCUUUUUCAGGUCAGGUAUUUAAUAUUUAAUUCAACGUUCAUAUUUCAACGGUUACUUAGCUUUCAGACGAAAGCAUAUUUUUUUAUUGUUAAAUUUUAAUGUGAAAAUCAAUGGAGAAUUUUGUAAUUGUAUAUUUUUGUUGCACUUACAAAACAAGUCAAAAUUAUGAUGCAAUGAUGCAACUACACUGCACACAUAUUUUUACCAAAUUGUUUUUAUUUUACGAAAAUUCAAAGGAUACACUUAGAUCGUUUUUGCAACAGAGGCUGGUAUGCGUCAUGAAACAAAACAAAAUCAUCAAUUGAAAUAAAAAAAAUCUGGUCUAAAAACUAUGUUUGUAUUGGAUAGGUAAAAUAUCAUUCAUAGUAAGAAGCUCUUAUUUUUGUUACUGUUAAAUCAAAACCUUUUUGUAGAAUAAUUUUCGUACUUUUCAGUGAAAUGUCAUGUUAUUUUCAUUGUUGGUUCUUUCACUGCAGUGAAAAUAUCAUUUUGACAUUUUCACUUCUGUAAUAGUUUUUGUUUUAAUAAAAGUAAGCAUCCACUGUGACAGGUUGAAAAUCAGAUCGACAAAAUGACGUGACAGCAUCAUGUAUAUCGCACGAUUUUCCAAUUUACGUCAAUGAAAUUAACUUUUUUAAUAAUUUUGCACAAAUCUUGAUGACCAAGUAAAAAAAAAUCCACUAAGAUCAAAGAGAGUUAUAUCUUCUCUCCUGAAUAUACUGCUUUCUACCUUCAUUCUGUGAAAUAAAUUUCAAUCUUACACACAAAUUCAAUCGGCAUAAUUUGUAUUCGUAAUGAAGCUGGCCUCUGUUGCUUAAAUCUAUCGAAGACAAUUGAGAGAUAAUAAGUACUAUUCUUGGUUAUGAUUUUUUCCCUUUCAAUAACAGAAUAUCCUGUCUAAUCAAGUAUGCAUAAUAGUUUUGUCUGAACAUCCCAGACAAAAUUUGAUUAUAUUUAUUUAUAUGUUUAUGGACAUUGAUAAAUCAGCGAGUUAAAUACAUAAAAUCUUGCCUAAUAUGAUCUUUCUUCGAAUUUAUGGGAAAUGAAUAUAUACUCAUUUCAUCGAUAUUUUUAAAUAAGAAGUUGAACAGAUAUGUUGGCUUAAGAAGACAUUGUUUAGAUACGCUGACGAUGACCUUUUAGAAUUCAUGUACCAACAUCGUAUAUAUAGGUCAUUGAUUUGAGUUUCCAUUUUGGGGGCAAUCAAGUUAUUACUGCAUAUGAAAAAUGUGUAUAGUUUGAUCUUCAGUUUUUAUAAAUGUUAAAGACUACAUGAGACUUAAAGGUAGCCAAAUUAAUUUUCAAAAUAAAUCAAAAAGAUACCUGUGCAACAGAAAUGUAUGACGUAUUACAAAAUUCAAAAUCAAAAUCGCCCAAGUUUCAUCAAUACAGCUAGUUAUAAUUUAAAAAAAAAAAUAAAAAACUUGGCAUUUCAUAUGGCCUCACUUUCUCGAAUGCAUACAAGUCCCCUAUAACAAUAUCAAGCCCAGCACACUAUUUUCAUUUUGGAAUAAAUUGUCUAUUCUCCCUUUAAGGAGUUUUGACACUAUAAAGAGAAAUUAUAUUGAAGAUUAUCAUGAUAAACUAUUUUUUGUAAAAAAAAAAAUUGAUGUUGAAGUAGGAAAUUUAGUUUAAUGAAAUAACAUACUUUCGCUUGUUACACUAAUGAUAUUUUGAGAAAUUGGGGCAUAGAGUACAACUUCAAAAAGAGUUUUAUUUUUGUUGCUGAAUUUUGCAAUUUUCUUUCAACUUUAGCACUAUGUUAUCAAAUGUACAGUACAAGAAUUGGAUCACCUAUUUGUGUUUUAUUAAGUUUAUACGAGCAUUUGCACUUGGCUGCUUUUAUGUUUGCUUUUUUCUUACUUUCAAAUCCAUACAUGUGUUUUUAAUGGCCAACUAUUGCCAGUUUGAAAAUUAAAUAACUCAUUUUGCUUAAAAACCUGCAAUCAUUGAUAUCUUUAAAAUAAUUCAUUACAGUGACUUUGAAUGCAUUCCGUAUUACAAUAUUGAAAUCAUUUCUUUUAAUUUUCUUUUUAUGAAUGCAAUAUAUUUUUCACCAGCUGUUUACAACUUUUAUACAUGUAUUUAAGCAUGAAAAUCAAAUGCAAUCUCGAAUGUAACUAUUUUAGCACAGGGUAGUCAUAUCAUUUCAGAUAGAUGCACGGUUUUAAACAUCCCAUUUUUCAUUUUCACAAACAGCAAUUACAAUCUUUAACCCAUUUUAUUCUACACACACCUUUCAGUGUAGUUACCCUUAAUAUUUUAUGUACCUGUAAUGUUAGGGAUAAGAUAAAUAUAUCAAGACAUAACAUGUGUCAAAUUGUUUUGAGAAUUUCUGUGAUUGUUCACAUUAUGGAAUCUUCCGCAGACAAUGUAUGUUGUUUUGACUAAGGGUCAUGCAUCUGCCAGAUGGCUUAUCAGUUAUUUGAAAAUACGUAGAUAUUCAGGGUACCUGCAAUAUUAUCUGGAGGGCUCAUAGAAUGAAAUGGGUUAAACACAACUUGGAGCUUUGGUGCACUCUGAUAUUUUCAGUAUUUGUUACUUCCUAGAAUCAAAAUGUAUAUCAAUUAGAAAGUUGAUGAAUUUUAAAUCUGACAGAGGUAUAGAAUAGCUCUGUAUCCCUAUGAAUGUUUUCUUUAUUAGCUUAUUAAUUUUGUAAAUUGACACCUGCUAUAUACAUUUGUUAUGAUUUUUAUACAGACACCAUCGUCAGUUUAAAAAUGUCCUUGUUUCUUAAAUGAAAUAUUUUCAGCCAUAAGACAUGAAAUUGUGUUGAUAUUUUUGUUUCAAAUUGGUAACAUACUUUUCCCCCAGCAAUAUUUUCAUAUUUUGGGGGGAUUUAAAUAUUAAUCAUCAUUGGCAUACCAUAUAAUAGUUUUACGGCAUUGGAAAUGUGUCUCAAUUAUCACUUAGAACUGUUUUUAUUUCCGCGUGCAAUUCCUUUAAACCUCAAAACAGCUGAUGGUAGUCAUAUCUGCCAAUCGUUUUUCUUGUCACACAUAUACAUUAACAUUUUGUGCAAAAAAAAGUGUAAAUAUUAAACAACAUUAUAAUGGUCUUAUUGCAGUGAAUAACAAAAAUCAAAACUUUGAGGAUAACUACUGUUAAAAGCUGUGAUAAGGCAAUUGAUUGAAAACUUUAAAGUUAAAAAUGAUAUACAUGUGUUAUGAAUUAAUACUUUCGGUUGUCCAUACAUAUAUAUUAAGAACUGUGGACAAGAUUACCACAAGUAUGGCACAUGUAAACUGAUUAUUGAGCCUGGUCAAAAAUUUGAUUUUACAUAUCUAGAAUUGUUGAUAUUUUCACAGCCACACAAGUAAAACAUCAGAAGCCUGUCUCAUUCAAGAUCUUUAAGGAUCUUAUUCAUAAAGUAAAAAUUAUCUUAUUAUAAUAGUUUGGUUAUUUUGCUAUGUUCUGGUAAGAACAGAACUUUAGCAUGUAUGUAUGUUAAAAAAACAUAGUCAAGGAAACAAUUUUCGUUUAACUUGUUGCCAUUUGUGCCAUUUAGCUACUGAAACUCUCAAAUGGUACAAAUUUGAAUCAUCUGAAUGGAUUUUGAAAUUAACUAAUGAAUAGGGUACAUGUAGUUUAAAGAAAACAGCUUACUUCUUAACUUCUUUAUUUUGCUUGAAAAAUAACACUGUGCUAAAGUAAAUUAAUUUUAAAAUAGAUUAAAAAGUUUACAUGACUAUGUCUCUGUGUUAUUUGCUGUAUAUUUGAUACGAUGCUUAAAUCGGAUUGCAAUCACUCUCGAUUAUUACCUACUUUGUUAAACAAAAUAAUAUAAUUAUGUGACUGAAUCCAAGUCUGUGUGUGUUUGUUUUUCCAGGGUUACCAUAUGACGUUUUUUUAGUUAAUCUCUUCAUUGGUUUAUGAGUAAUAAAUAGUUAUAUUUGGAUGGUUCGGCGUCAUGUCAUUUCCCCCGUUAGCAAAUCAGUGUCUUUUUCUCACCAUAAUGGGAAAAGGGCAUGAGCCUUUUCAAAUUGGGAAAAAUGUAUCAUUUUGACUAAAAUUGGGAAUUACAAAUUUCCUAGAAAUUAACAAGAAUUCUUUAAAAAAAAAAAAUAGACAGAAAAGAUAAUAAAAAUUGAUAAAAGUUUUUAAAAUACAUAAAUUCUUCCCUACAAAAAUAGUUUGUGAUUAUUUUUUGGGAUUUUUUAUAAAACAUAAAAUUUAGGGGGAAAAAAAUAACACUUGGGAAAAGCAUAUGUUUUGACAUUGGGAAUGGGACAACAUGUUGACCCUAAAUAGGUGAGAAAAACCACUGCAUAUUUAUGCUAAAACUGUGUUCAAGAUUUUCAUAUUCAUGACAUUUUUUUCUGUUGUUAUUUAUUUGUAUUUCUUUCUCUGCAAGUUUUGUUUAAUUUAUUCAUUAUUUAAAUCAUUUCAUUUUUUCACGGUUGCUUUGGUCUGUCAGACCAUCACACAUUCAUAACAUUAGUUGUAUUUAUUAUUUGCAUCUAUAGAUACAAAAAAUCAUCUUCGUUAUGAUAGAACGAAAGUUCUCAAUUUUGUCUUGUUACAUAUUAUAAAAUUUACAUCCACAGUACAAAAAUCAUGACAUUGUUUUAAAUUCUUUCAAAGAAUUUAAGUUACAUUUUUAGUAGUAAUAAACAGUUCUUAUGCCAAAUUAAAAUAAUUAAAUGAUCAAAAUAUAUAAAAAAAACUUCAGAUAAAAAUCUUUGAAGAAAAAAUGUCUAGGCAGGGCCAUGGCUUUGGUGUCCUGCAUUAACCUGAUAUAUCAAAUAAAUUCAGUUGAGAUGUUCAAAUGAAGUUUAGAUACGUAGAACUGGGCCAUUUUAUUAAUGUGGGUACAAAGAUGUAUCAUGAGUUGAAGGUUAUGUCCGUGUUACAAAUGAAAUAAAAAAUCAAGCAAACUGUUUGAACUGACAAAUUCAACUAUUUACCGUACUAUUAUUAUGACACUGAAAUAUUGAUUUCGAAAAAGCAAUCAUGCAAUACAGUCAAACCCUGUUGGCUCUAAUUCCUUACUGGCUCGAACGUAUGGCCGAUUUCUUUAAACUGAAAGUAAGCAUUCCUGCUUGGCUCAAAUUUCUGAGGCUGGAGGGAUUUUUGCAUGUCCCUGGGAGUUCUAGUUAGUGGGGUUUGACUGUACAUUUGUUAUUAAGAUAGAGCUAAUAUGUAUAUGUGUAGCAAGGCCCACCACUCUGGCUACAAAAGUUAUCAAAUUAUGUCCCUUAGUAAAUUGAGAAAAACAGAUGAGUGUAAGCAUCAGCCUGGGUUGCUCUCUUCACUAUCACGUAACAUCUUCCGAUAUUUAGUUGUGAUCUCCACGUGUUUUUGAUGUUAAACCACAGUAUGUCUAAAACAUAAGUAUAUCCGCUGUGUGUGAACAUUCAUAUAACAUUGCCAAUCAUAGGCGAACUUAUUGUUUGUGUCAAAAUGUUAAUGUUGUAUUGUUAUUUUUGUUGUAUACUGUACUAGAUCUGUGAAUAUUGAAUUUAGAUUUUUAUGUAAAUAAAGCGAUGCUCAAAUGAUAAA
Molecule: messenger RNA, 8241 nt
Organism: Mya arenaria
Lineage: Eukaryota; Metazoa; Mollusca; Bivalvia; Myida; Myidae
Product: Wilms tumor protein 1-interacting protein homolog
Exons: 8
Coding region: 360-2534 (724 amino acids)
Biological process (GO): cytoskeleton organization; positive regulation of miRNA-mediated gene silencing; response to hypoxia
Cellular component (GO): transcription regulator complex; P-body; adherens junction
Molecular function (GO): transcription corepressor activity
Source: RefSeq, a predicted model, not a curated record